AUGCUCCUGCUGAAGAAUGGUGCCGGAGUUUUCCAGGGGAAUAAACUAGGUCUCACACCAGUGAACAGUACUGCAGCUAAGGACAAUUACAAGGCUCUUCAGGUAGCCUUGUUACUUCCUUCUCAAGUGCUUAAUAAUACCACUGUGGCUAAUUGGCAUUAUUGUGUUUCUUUGCUCUGCAAGUCACUUCUGCUUCAUGAACAAGAUUGCGUUGAUAUACCUUCCAAGACCAAAGAAACCCCAUUAUUCCUUGCAGUGACAAAUGGUUCUUUGAACUGUGUACGACUUCAUUUGCGCUAUGGGGCUAACCCCAAAACCCAGAACCUAUGGUGA
This is a messenger RNA of Triticum turgidum subsp. durum (durum wheat), 333 nucleotides long. Lineage: Eukaryota; Viridiplantae; Streptophyta; Magnoliopsida; Poales; Poaceae. The record is from the annotation of a GenBank genome assembly.